UGGUGCCUUGUCAAGAGGAUUCGUAGUCGGUAGGCUACACAAUUGAUCAUCCUAGUCGCUGCCGUAAAGGUUCUUGCCGGCGUGUGAUCUGAAGUGCUGAUCAGUCUUGGCCGUGAAAACAGAAAUCAUCUCAUUAAUCGUUAAACCCCGACCAUUCCCUGACAAAGAGGUACUGCUGGGAAGGGGAAAGAUGCCGUACAGCUGGAUCCGGGUUGUUUGCGCGAACUCCGGGAUCGCCGUGCGGUUGAAAGAUGGAUCGACUCCAUCGUGUCAGCCCCGCAGCCAAUUUCAGGAGUUUCCAAUGAGUUUUCGGGUGAGCAAACUCAUGUGUCAUGUGGUAUUUAUCCUAUACCCUUUCGAGGGCGUCAUCUGCGCGGUUGGCCUUGAUAUAUGUAUAGAUCUCACUGUGCGGUUGCCGUCUUCUGCAAGGCGUACAUAUCGGUGUCUGCCCAAGUCAGUACAGCCGCGCCCUUUAUUUUGCUGCCAUAAUCCCCCCAGAUUUCGAAAAGAUUUCAAAAAUAUGUCAAUGCAUAAUGCAGAAUAUAUAUAUGAAAUUCCAUUGGUAGAACUGACCACCGCGGCUAAGAAAAUCAACAUUCACAAUUUACACCUAUUGAAACAUCCGACAUGAGACCUCGAAAACGGAGGGAAUAGAGCGCGAGCGAAAAGGAACUGGAAGAAAGAGAUGAAGAGAGGAAGGAAUUGAAAUAACACACGACUUAGGACAGAAAGGGAAAGAAGAAAUCAAGCAGUUCUUUUCUUUUGUUCUUGGUCGCUUUCCUAGUGAGCAGCCAUCAUCUUCUUGAUCUCGGCAAUUGCCCGAGCAGGGUUCAGACCCUUGGGACAAGUCCGAGAGCAGUUAAGGAUAGUGUGG
Aspergillus uvarum CBS 121591 is the source of this 874-nucleotide messenger RNA. RefSeq lists its product as uncharacterized. The record is from RefSeq and is a predicted model, not a curated record. Bases 191 to 631 code for a protein of 146 amino acids. Lineage: Eukaryota; Fungi; Ascomycota; Eurotiomycetes; Eurotiales; Aspergillaceae. The transcript has a single exon.